Brassicogethes aeneus is the source of this 5701-nucleotide messenger RNA. The record is from the annotation of a GenBank genome assembly. Lineage: Eukaryota; Metazoa; Arthropoda; Insecta; Coleoptera; Nitidulidae.
UUAAAAACACAUGGGUAAUUGAAUUUUCGUAUUAUACGUUGUUUGUGAAAUUGUUUAAAGAAAAUGACGAUGGAAGUUGAUGAAAGUAUUCCGGAGAAUGAUAAAAAACACAAAAUUAUUGAUGAUGAAGUCGACAUAUCAAAUAAAAAGGCAAAACUGUUUUCGGCGAGAGAAUUUAGAAAAGAGUUAACGCAAGGAGACAAAUUGGUUUGCAUUACCAAGUUUUUAAAUUGCGUGAAAGAAAAUAAUAAACAUGAUAUUAUAUUUGAAUACCUAGAAUGUGGUGGAAACUGUCUAGAAUUACUGCAACAGCUAGAAUUGGAAUCUUCAUUGAAUCCUUGCCUUGUUUUUGAAUUAGUAACUCAUAUUUUACUGCAAAUCAAUGCCAAAUACGCGCAUUAUCAAAAUUCUGCCAACGAUGCAUGCAGAUACAUAUUAAGCACAUAUGUAACAUUGAUCAACAAAAUGAUAAAUCUAAGUUCUUCAACGGUUGAAAGAAGAACUGCCUUAAAAUUAUUGACUGUGAUUGCAACAAUGUCACUGAAUUUAGCACAGGAAGUUUUGGUGAAAGUAAAUUUUAAUCAAACUAAUCUGGAAUUGUUAACAAAGCACACUGGGCAAAAAGACAGCGUUCGAGAUGUCUUCAUACACUUCCUUACAGGGUUUUUGGUUGGUGGCCACUAUCCUAACCUCAUUUUAUUGUUAAGAAAAAGAGGGCUGUUGACAAGUAUCAUAAGAGAUUUGCAGUUUGAUAAUUGCGAGACUGUGUGUUUGGUUAUAACAGUAAUGAAAAGUCAUAUUUUGGAAAAUCCUAAUGUAUCAAAAACUGAUAAAAUGAAGACGUUUAGCACACCAGUAGUUAGAGAUAUUGUAAAUUUGUACAACUGGAAGGGGCCAGCAAGUUUUAAAGCACAAAGGAAGGAUAAUAAAUUUAAGGUUGAGGUGGAUGAAUUUGAAAAAUCCAAAGUUAGCGAAUGCGUUCACGAUUUUUUAAUUAUUUUGUGUACUUCCCAUAAAUAUGGUGUCGUUUUUAAAGAUCAUUCCAUGGGUCUGGGACAAAAACACCAAAAUAGUUUAAUGUAUACUGUUCUUGAAAGCUUGGACAGGCCUUGGGAACAUUCUUAUGCAGGACAACUGGUAACAAAAAUAUGCUUAGCCAGUCCAGACUUAUCAAAAACCAUGUGGGCAAAUUUGAAAGCCUUUCUGGAGCUGAGAGCAACAAAAAAAUGGCUGAAUGCUAUAAAUUUUGCAAAAACAUUGCUUUUGGAGUUAACUCCUAGCUCUAUAGAUUUUUGCGCCUCUGAGUUUACAGUGCCACAGCUAACACAAAUAAUUUCGUUCCUAAUUCUACCAUUACCAAUUUUAAAGACAAUAAUACCUGAAGGCUUUAUUUUUGAAAAUAGCGUCAUAAAACAACAUGUAGUAUCAUUGCUGUUGGAAUUUUUAAAAAGAGCGCAAGAUUAUUUAAACCACAGCGAAACUUGGCUAAAUCGUAAAGACGACCAACAAAAAUUAAAACAAUUUUUUAAUAAUUACAUUAGUAAACACUUCCCAGACUCAAUUUUAAUUUUAAAUAAUUGGGAAUCUGUAGAUGAGUCCGAAGAAAUUGAGGGUUUAACAAAUAUAGAGUACCUAGGUAACAUUUUCGAUAUCUUAGGUAUUUAUAAGAAUAUAUCGCCCAAUCUGUUAGAAUCACUGAACACAGGCAACUUUGACAUUAAAAACUUUAUAGUCAAUCUGGAAAAUUUGGAUACUGAUGUGGAAAAUAUACAAGUAAAGUGCCUAAACUUAUUUGUAGACUUUGAUAAAUCAAAAUUUUCUCCAAAAUCAGAACUCUUUACAUUCACCACCCCUCUACUCUUAAAAUUUUACCAUGCAAACCACAAUGAAGAAACGUUAAAUGUUCUGAACAAAAUUUUAAAAUUAACAAGCAUAUUUGACGGGUGCGAAUAUGAAGUUAACUUGUGGAUAAAUGGGAUUUUAGACUUGAAAAAAUUCGACGAAAACAUCGCUAACAUGUUGGUGGAAGUUCUCAAAAACGUAAACGAAAAUUUAACAAAAUAUUUAAAAGAGUUAAAAGCAGUACAAGGCGAGGAAAAAGAUGACGAUAACAUGGAAGAAAUAAUUGAACAUUUAAAACAGGAAAAUGUUACUUUAAUUGAAAACAAUUGCAUCAGACACAAACAUUUGAGUCCGAUGGUUAUGGGGUUUUUAAAACAUCUUGAAUGUUGUGAUGACACGAAAAACUUAAAGGUAUACACACAAUUUGUUUUGAUAAAUUUAUUCCAUUCGCAAACAUUGUUUGACAGUUUUACUAAUAUUGCAGGAAAAUAUAAUAUGCCAAAUAAUAUCGCCGAAUAUAUAAAUAACUCAGGCGUAAAUAUUUUUGAUAAAACUAAAGGUAGAAUUACGCUUUUAUCAGAUUUUGGCCAGUCUUUCUUAACAGGAGAUUGCAGUGAAUUUUUAAAGGGCAAUGAUUUAACUAUUUAUCCAGAUCUUACAAUCAAUAUACUUCAACUGGCAAUUUUUUACAUUCACAAUUCGUCAAGUAACGGUAGCCUGUCUGAAAGACACAUUAAGAACUUUGAGGCAUUUUUACAAUAUAUUAUCGAUCAAAAUAAGAUAAACGAAGAACAUAUUUCUAUUACAUUGGGAAACCCAAAUCUUUACAGACAAUUUUCUCUAUCAAACACAAACAAAAGUUUGUGUUCCCAAUUCCUAUUAAAAUCCAUUGAACUAUUGAUUAAAUCGAACAUAAACAUCGAAAAAUAUUUAAAAAUAUACAGAAAAAAACUGGUUAGGAUUCUCAAAAAGCCGCAAAAAUGCCAAGUCGACAAUUUUAAAGAAAUUAUAAACACAUUUAAUUUAGAUGCGUUGCAAUGUCACGAGGUGAUGGACAAAAUUUUCGCUAAAGAUAAUUUUAAUGACAAUUUGUUGUUGUUAGAUAUUGCUGCAUACUGUAUAGAGAGAUUAGUGUUUUUGUAUAACAACAAUGAAUGUGUUGAACCUUAUCAUGAUGUAGUCAUAAAAAAUGUUUGUUUGUAUUUUAUUUAUUUAUGUAAAGAACAAAUAGAUGCCAGUAAAAUAUCUGUAGCUCUUAAAAUGUAUUUAGAGGCCUUCCCUUUUAAUUUAAAACACAUUUGGAAUAAUUUAUUCGAAAGUAUACUCAAAAUAAGCGAGUAUAAUAAAGAUAACAUAAAUUUGUUGUCCUACUUACUAGAAAACAACAUCAAAUAUAUUGAAACGAUAAAAGAAAAUAUUGAUAUAGUUUGCGACAAAAAGUUUUUGCUGUUGCCUUUAUUAAAAACGAUAUCAGAAAAUGUCGACCAAGACUUCCUUAAGGAUAUUUACACGAAAUUCGAUGGCAGUUUAAAUAAAGCUUUAAGCAAGCCCCAAAAAGCUGGUCAGCAUUUUAUUAACAACGCGGAGGGUUUAUACAGCAUGUAUAAAAUUUGUAUGACCCAAGAAAAAUGUUGCAAAUACUUUGAGAAAGUUCAAAAGUUUGAUGUUUCCGAAUUUUUCCUUGCCAGUGUAUUGCAAGCUAUAAGUGAAAAUGUUUUAAAUGGUGAAGUAACUGAAAAACAAGUAAAUAAUAUUAUUUUGAGUUAUGUCCACCUACACGUUACUUUGUUUAAGAGAAAAAAGAGCGAUGAAGAUAUGGAGAAAUUGGAAAAAAUAUCCAAUAGUUUCCUAAUUAUUUUAGAGAAUAUUAUGGAGAAAACUUUAGAGUUCGAUUUUAGUUCUAUUUCAAGUAAUGAGACGUUUAAAUUAUUUGCCAAAUUUUGCCUUAAGUUUGGAAUAUCAGGUCAAAGUAAUCUACUGAUAAUCUUAAGAAAUAUAAUUAAAAUUUUGGGCACUAAAAUUGACCAAAAUGAUGCUAAAAUGUUGUUUGAUUUAAUGUUAUCUCACUCUGAAUUUUUGGACGUAUUAUUAGGCGAAAAUGUUCAAUGCAAAAAAGGUAUUUUGUCUUUAUUUUUAUUAUUGUGUAACAACUGGAAGGAAUUUAUGGAAAAAGACCACAUACCGGUUCUUUUAAGUGCUUACAAGGCAACAGUUGGAUGCUGCGACAAAAUAAUACUCACCCUAUUACAGAAGUACGAGUUAAAUGCGGAAACUACCCAAUUCUACGAUUACAAACCAUUCCUGUGGGACAAAGCUGCUGUUACUCACUACUCAGUGAGAUCGUCAAUGGAAAACAAACUGUCCAGGCAGCCGAAAAUGGGGGACAUCCUGGACAUUCUGCAAGAACAAAUAAUCCAGAACACCAUCAAAACAUUCCCGCAAGAUUGUCCUUUACAAAAGAAUAUUUUGGAAGAACAUCGGGUCGAUUUUAACGAAGAAUCGAACGCGAACGGUGAAAGUUGUUACGAUAUGUCGUUUUUGUUGCCGGUUUUCAGUCAGCUUUUGGCGCCGGAAAAUCAAGUGCAAACCUACAAGUUUACCAGAUCUGGGGCUCUUGGACUUACGGUGGCCGCUUUGAGUUCGCAUGACGAGGAAAUCCGCAAGGCAGCUUGUCAUGUUCUCUCCAGAUUUUAUAUUCAUAUGGAGGCACGACAGUCAGGAAAAGACAAUUUGUUGUGGAUCAGAUACAUAGAAGCAGUUUGCAAAGGUGCUGCUCUGUUGGAUGGUUUCCAAUUAAACAGUUUUGCAGCUAUUUUCCUAGCGAGAAUGUCAUUUGUUUUGACCCAACCCAACCACGUGAUGUAUCUACCAAUGUCGCAAUAUUUAACAGCCAAACCUAACCUGGAUUUCAGCACCGUACCUGAGUUAUAUACUUAUUUGCACAGUUGCGAUAUAAACUUUGCAGAGCACCGAAAAUUCAUUUUGGAGUUAUUGAGAGACGGUUUACGAACCGAAAAAGAUUUUACAGGGUUUUCAAAGUCCAUGGCGUUUAAAUUAUUCUCAGAGUUGUAUACUAGCAGCUUGUCCAAUGAAGAUACCAAGCUCUUAAUAUUAGAUGUUAUUGUAAGGGCUUGUAGAAUACCAUUGGGUGUUAAAAUUUUGUGCGAGAAUCAUUCAUUACUUAGCCAACUUAAUUUUAUGCUUCAAAGUAAGGGGAAUAAAGAGUUUAAUAAAAAGUUUUUGGAAAUUUUGGAACUUAUAGCAGGUACUUUAUUAGAUCAACAUUCUAAUACGUUAAUUUUUAAUAUGCUUUUAAAACUUCUGGAUGGUAACCAAAAUACAAAAUUAUAUGAUAUUUUAACAAUUAUAUACAAUAGAUUCCCAGCUUUAUAUGAUGAUAAUUUCUUUGAAAAACUCAUUAUUUUGUCAAACGAUAAGUUUUGUAAAUACAUUAUAAAAUAUGGAUGCGAUUUUAUCAAUGAAAAAACCGUCGGAAAUAUUUCUGACAAUUUACAUAGCUUAAGACUUUUGAUACUUACGAAAUAUAAAUCUUGUUAACUAAAAAUCGUUUAUUUAAUUAAAUAAAAUACCCUUCUACACAAAGUACAAAAUUUAUUCAUCACAGACUAUAAACCACAAAUAACAAAAAUUAAUAUUAAUCCAAGGUAGUAUGUAAAUACAGGCGUGUUGUGAAAUGCGAAAUUGCACAAUGGUGUUUUGCAAACUUUACAGCUUAUCCCUUUUUCUGUAGAUUUUCCAUCCUCACUUUUCUUCUCGGGCAUUUUUUGCUCGCACGUUGUAUUUCCCAAAUAAGUGCAACCCCUUUCAACGGCUAUUACAGUGACGUCCGGCAUUUUUG